Emiliania huxleyi CCMP1516 is the source of this 960-nucleotide messenger RNA. RefSeq lists its product as hypothetical. Lineage: Eukaryota; Haptophyta; Isochrysidales; Noelaerhabdaceae. The coding region runs from base 1 to 960 and encodes 319 amino acids. The record is from RefSeq and is a predicted model, not a curated record. Gene Ontology annotation, biological process: canonical NF-kappaB signal transduction. The transcript has 2 exons.
AUGGGCGCGUGCGCGACCAACGGGUGGCAUUGCCCGCACCCGAGCUGCCGCUUCUUCAACGAGGACGACGAGCUGCCAUUCUGCCAGAUGUGCGCGCGCAUCCGUUCCCGCCUGGUGCAGCACUCGUCGGGCGAGUCGAGGCCGACAGGGCCCGGCCGCGAGGAUGGUUCUUCCGUGCAGCCCGCGGCCGGACAGGAGACGCCAGUGCAGCGGCAGCGGCAUCGGGCGGCGUACGAGGCCCGAGCCGUCUCGCGGGCGGAGCUGAGUGGCGUGCCGCGCCGGCCCGCGCCGCGACUCAAUGCACGGAGGCCAACACCGCUGCCGGAUGACGAGUGGGAGAAGAUCAAGGCCGAAGCUAAGGCAAAAGCGGAGGCGGCGGCCGCGGCUGUCGCGGAGGAGCAGGCAAGAGAGGCUCAGCGCAGUGCGCCGCGUGGGAAUGCAUGCGACGCCGGCAACGAAUCAGCUGAUGCGGAUGAGCGUUCCCGGGGCGACUCGUCGGGUGAGGAAGAGUACCAGCAGCAGCUGAAAUCUCGUGCGCGAGCCUACAGAGCAGGGCAGGCGGAGCGAGAGGCACAGGCGCCGGCGGAGGCGGGACGUCCCAGCAGAAGGCCGAAUGAAUCGCCACCGACGACUGCGCGCCGUGCCACUGCUCACCACACCACAGCGCUGCAGUGGGACCGAGCGGAGGCGGCGUGGGCCAAAUUCGCGGCUCGAGGGCAGGAGAUCUGCAUGCGCGACGUGCCAUGGCCAUCGCUCGAUGCGGCAUCCCUACGUCUCGGGCCACGGCAGAGCGAGGCCGAGCGCAAGAGCGCCUAUCGCACACUCAGUCUUCGGUGGCAUCCAGACCGCUUCGUGCAGGCCUUUGGCGCAAAGCUUCGUGCGGACGAGCGCGAGGGUAUCCUGCAGAAGGUGACCGAGGUCUCGCAAACCAUCAACGCCAUGUUUCGUGACCACCUGUAG